AUUGUAUUGAGCAUCAUGUCGAGCGGACAAUGGGAAGUUGUUGGCAAAAAUAAGAAAUCUCAAAAUGGGAAGUUAAAACAGGACGACAAGAAGCCGCCUAAAAGCGGGCCAAAACUUGAAGACGUCGUGCCUCAUUCCCAAAUAAAAUCUUUCUAUUCUGGUAUGGAGAUUGAUGAUGAUAGGAAACCAGCAAAAGGGAAGAAUGGUGAUAAAAAAGGAAAGAAACAGGAGAAAAAAGAGCCAUCCAAGCCCAAGCCUCCUAAAACUAUUGAGGGUGCAUUUGAAUUGAUUGACGCUACAGAGCUGGCAACAAUAAUAACAACAAAUAAAAUCCGUUUUUCCAAUGCACCAUUAGUUUGGCUAAAAGAAGUUGCCAAUUUUCUCAACUCCAAAACCCAAAUAGAAGUUGAUGAUCCUACUUUCUCUCAGCAUCCUACUUUAUACCCUUUAUCAGUUGUUCCAGAGGAUAUAAAGACUUCUCUGGAAAAUGUUUUUCAAGAUGCUGGAAAAUCAAAUGCUCAAUUGUUUUUCGACAUCACACUGACUGCUUUAGCCAAUGAUAUGAGCAGAGGUCAAUCUGUGAACGGCCACAGAGUCCUGCUGCAGAUUUUAGCAAAAAUCUACCCCGAGUUUUGCGUGGCAUCUGUGCCAAAAAGCGCAAGUUUACGUAAUUCUUACCAAAACCGACCGCCUAUUGGACUUACGUUGCUAUGGGCGUUUGGGCAAGGUGGACUGAGCGACUUUGCUAUUGGCAUGAAGGCAUGGCAGGAUUUAUUCCUUCCAGUAAUCGAAUUGAAGAAUUAUUCAAAAUAUGUGGUGCAAUACUUAUCGAAAUUAUUAGACAGGCACGCAAUGGAGGCUAAGGUGACCCAGGACCAACUUCUUAAUAUGUUCGACCUGGUCAAUAGUAAAAGGAAUGGAAUCCCUAAGGAUCUGUCAAGUGACCUUAUCAAACAAUUAAAUAAAUAUAAGGAUAUAUAUUUUAAUAAAAGCGGCAAUAAACUCCAAGUUACAUUCAAUCAAAUAAUGAAGAAACUGCCAAACCAAUACCUAAGUGGAAUCACUCUGGACCCCUAUAAUCAGGUUCUUGUUGAAAGCUUGGUGGAUUGCCUCGAGAGGGAUGAUUCCUGUAACGCUACAUGGAGACAGUUGUUCCAUAAGUGCAGUAAACAGUCUGCAACUGUAUUAGAAUAUAUUGACAACCACUGGUCCGAAGUAAGCCCACGCCUCAAAUCAAAGUCUCUGAAGGCCACUGUAGCUCAAUUCAAGGAAGUUAGCGCCGACACACUAAGAGGCAAAAAGAAGGAUGAAACCAUUGUUAAAACCAACAAGAUAUGCCAGGAUAUUCUAGAUAGGAUGACGAGCACUAGAAGGUUCCCUUGGCUAUGGGCCAGCUUCUUCUUGCUGGUGGCGAUUUGUGGACUUGUGGCCUAUGAUGUCUCCAGAGUUGGUGGCAACUUCCCCAAGAGUGCAACAGGAAAAGUGUUCAAAGACCUAGGUAUCCUAGAGCACAGUCAACAUGCCUGGCAGAAGACGUUAUCCACGUCAGCCAGAGGAUAUCUAUGGCUGGAGACGAACGCUCCAAUAUACUACACAAACACCAUUGAGUUCUGCAAACCAUAUGGACAGUUAUCAAAAGAUGCCUUUUUGAUAGCUUUGAAAAAAGCCAGUGUUCUAUAUGAGAAUGUUAAAGAUUAUGUAGUUGAGAAAACUCCAGUGGUUGUCUCCACAAUAGAGAGCUAUGCACCAGGAUUGAUUGAUAAUGUACAGAGCUAUACAUCUGCUGGCAUCACUGCAGUUAAGAAAUACUCAUAUGAUUACUACAGUCUUACGGCUGAUUAUUUGAAGACCAAAGUUUUUGUCGGCGAUUGGGCUCCAGAGGUUUUACAAAACAAAACGCAAACGGCACUCAAUGCGACAAGGUUCCACGUGUCGACAUACUUCCACUGGUUUAGAGAACAAGUGCACAUAUACUCGGAAAUACCUUGAGCAAACGCUCGGGUUGUGGCAUAGCACUGUAGUUUGUAAUUCACUCUCAGUACUAAAAUUGUUUACUCUUAACUUUCAUAAGUGCGAUGAGUUUUGUUUGAAUUUGUUUGUGUGAUGAGUUCGUUUGUACCCAAAAUAAUCAUUUUUUGUACAAUGUUUCGGAAAUUAAAAACUCAUUUAAAACUUAGGUAAUCUGUUCCAUGUCACUAAAUACAGCACUUUGUUCUAAGGGUUAUAUUCUAGAAGAAGUAAUUUUACUUUUAAAUGUAUGAUAUUUCUUUAGUUUUUUUGUCUUGUUUGUGUAUGAAGUUAAACCACUUUAGUACUGAGAUUUGCUUGAUGUAAUUGUAUUUCUGUUACGUAUGAAGGAAUAAGUUUUAAAGCCGGUUUAUUAAAAAACACCCAUACAAACCUGUAUUAUGUACAUUACACAUUAUGUGAAUUUUAAUAUUAUUAAGACAUGUGAUCAUUUAUUUUUUGUGUAUAUGUUAUUGUUACUAGGUACAGCAACGAACGAACAUGUAAAUGUACUAUUAACAGAUUUGCUCAAAUACGAGGGUACACAACAUUUUUGUAUUACUAGGGCCUAAAUUUCAUACAUGAAAUUGUCCUAAUUCAAAUUCAUAAAAAUGAAUUUGGAAAUAAACCAGUGAAAUGCUUUAUUUUAAUAUUUUUAACUUAGUGUAUAAUUAUUGAUAUUGAUUACAAUACCAUAUGUUGACAACUUCAUGGCAUUCUAACUACUACUAUUUUGCAGUUCUAACAUUAUCAGAAUGCCACUCUUUUUAACUACACCAUUUGUCGACUGUACUUUCUUUGUGGACUUGGAUAUACGUAUACACAAAAAAUAACAACAUAAUAUGCGAAUAAAUAUAGCUGAUUCAAGUUUCUGCAGAAAUAAAUACUUCUUUUUCUUUUUUCAUGUCACACAAAUCAUAUAUUUUAAGGCAUAAAUCAUAUAUUCCUUCAGACGUAAAGUUAUUUCGAACCUAAUUUAUGUACGAUUCACGUGACGGAGAAACUAUUUUAAAUCGAGUACAAUAAUUCAUGCAUUCAUACAACGAAAGAGUCGAUCGGUUGUAAAUAUUAAUGCCACAUUCAUAACAUCAUUUAAUCUCUGCCGUACAAUAAUGUCAUAUCAUCAAAAAUUAUUUAAAAGAAUAAUUCAUGACAAUUAUUUAUUAUUAAGAAAGUAUUAUUUUUAACAUUGAAUAUUUGAAAUUAAUUCACAUUCCUGCAAGCAUUUAUUACUCGACAUUUUUUCCCCGACUUUUGUCAUGUAAAUUAUUUUACUUUCAAACUGUGAGAUCUUAGUUUUUGAAGUAUUUUUUUAUUUACUAGAGUCUAUAGUAUCGGGUGUUUUAAGUGACUGUGUCUCGCGAAAAUAUCCACUUCUUUACAUACGAGGUGAAUGUAAAGUGGCGGCUAUUGGUUGAAGCCUCUCAAAUAGGUUAAUGACUCCCAUGCCUAGGUUCACAAUCGUGUGAACAGCAGUGUCAAUAUCUUUACGGGAGUAUCUAAGGCAGCCCUACAUCCAAAUCCGGCAAUAUUAAAAGAAACACUAUUUAAGUAGCAUGCUGUCAUAGAGCUGAACUUUGGUUGUCAAGCAUUCCAUUUGUAUGGAAAAUAGAAUAUGCGUCAGGUAAAAGAAGGUAUUAUUUUCAUACCUCGUCUCAAAAGAACAAGUUCUCUGUAAAGUGUUACAUUAUUAUUUACGCAUAAUUCUAUUUUAUCCCCAAAACUCAUGAUCUGAACCAGUGUCUCGAAAAUUGCUUUUUUUAUUUGUUAAGACAAAGAUGACCUUUAUUCGGUUUUAUCAACUCGAAUCAACUUCAAAAUUAUGAAUAUAUAUCCUUUAAAAUGCCAAAAUAAUUGUCCCUGUUUUUACAUUUUAACUAAGUAUCAAUUACUUACCAAAAAUAUCAUGAAACAGUGAGUUUACAAUCGUGUGUAUUAUAUUGUAUCAAGAGUUAAAACAAAUUAGCAUUUUGUGUGCAUGCGUUAGUUAUUCUUAUGUUUAGAUGUGUGCGAGCACACAAUAUACAUUUUACUCGUUUCAUAAAACUGAUUUUUUAAAUGAAAUCUCGAACAGUCCGAAAGGCAUUGUUCUACGGAUCGUAUUCUAGACUGUCUUCAGUAAUGAUGGACGAAUAUUCGUACAAAAAAAGACAAUAAUCUCUUUUCUCUUUUGCAUAACUGCAACCCUGCCAAAACGUUUUAUGAAUCAAGUAAAAUGUAUUAUCAUUUUAGUGCAAAAUUAUCACAAGUUCGUAUCGUCUUUGGGCAGAAAAUGGUGAAUAUUGUGUUGUAUGAAAUUAUGUAAGGAGUCACAAUAAAACAUUGUUAGAGACUUUUGUCUUUUUUUUAUCGUAACCUUGCAAGUAGCAAAACAGUCGUAAUAUGGCGU
Hyposmocoma kahamanoa is the source of this 4396-nucleotide messenger RNA. RefSeq names its product transmembrane protein 214 (gene Tmem214). The transcript is spliced from 10 exons. The coding region runs from base 16 to 1989 and encodes 657 amino acids. Gene Ontology annotation, cellular component: Golgi apparatus; endoplasmic reticulum. Lineage: Eukaryota; Metazoa; Arthropoda; Insecta; Lepidoptera; Cosmopterigidae. The record is from RefSeq and is a predicted model, not a curated record.